This is a messenger RNA of Aplosporella prunicola CBS 121167, 966 nucleotides long. RefSeq lists its product as uncharacterized. Lineage: Eukaryota; Fungi; Ascomycota; Dothideomycetes; Botryosphaeriales; Aplosporellaceae. Bases 72 to 746 code for a protein of 224 amino acids. The transcript has a single exon. The record is from RefSeq and is a predicted model, not a curated record.
GUAGUUUUGCGUCGGUGAGUAACAAAGUCUGGUAGCUGCAUCCAGAUAACCCGGAUUUCUCGGCUUCGACAAUGGCUGCCACCGCCCCCUCCCCCUCCACCCUCAUCCACAAAGCCCAAGCAUACGUCCAAUCCUACAUGGCGCAAUUCGACGCCUCCCACGACCACGCGCACAUACUCCGCGUCCAGCGUCUCGCACACAGAAUCCUCGCCUCAGAACAACAGCGCCACCCCACCACCACCUACGACACCACUCUCAUCACGCUCGGCGCGCUCCUCCACGACGUCGGCGACCGAAAAUACGCUCCCCCCGACGCCGACCCCACCACCAUGGUCAGCAGCUUCCUCCUAUCCGCUGGCGCAUCCCCUGUCCUCGCGUCCCGCGUCCAGCAGCUCGUCUCGCACGUGUCCUUUUCGCAUGAGAAGCGUAACCCCGACGCCGUGUGCGCGCUGUUGGCCACAAUGCCCGAGCUGGGCAUCGUGCAGGAUGCAGACCGGCUGGACGCGCUGGGCGCGGUGGGCAUUGGGCGGUGCUUUGCGUUUGCGGGAGCGAAGGGCCGGCCGGGUGAGGAGGAUGGGCUAGGUGCUGCUGUGAGGCAUUUUGAGGAGAAGUUGGAGAGGUUAGAGGGGUUGAUGAAGACGGAGAGUGGGAGGGAGUUGGCGCGGGUACGGGCGGAAAGGUUGAAGGUGUUUAGAGGGUGGUGGGAGGAGGAGACGGGAGAGGGAUUGGCUAGGUUUGCUGGGUGAAGUGAGUAAGUGGUGGGCUAGAUCUGGGCCGUAUUUCAUUGCUUGGAGGUAUACUCAUAGACCGACUCACCCAUGUCCAAAACAUGCUCGAGAGUGCAGCGGUUUAGAAGCCACUGAAAGAUUAUAUCAUCCCAUCACCUGUUUUCAGCUGUUAAUGUUUAAUAGCAGACAAAGGGCACGAGUUGGGUUAUCCGCAUUGCAAUAGCAUCAGAUCGGCGCG